AUGAAACAUUUUUUAUAUGAUUCUGAGGAUGUAUACACUUAUGAAAAUUUGGAAGAAUUACAAAAAAUACUAUAAUUUGAUUAGAUUGGAGAAGUAACAUACAAUUAAGAAGAAAAUUACAUUAAAUAUAAAAUACAUAGAGAAGAAUGCAUUCGAUUAAGCGAUCUAAUUUAUUUUAUAGUAAAUAUUAAUGUCAAUAUAGUCAUCUAAUCUAGGUAGAAUACAUUUAGGCCAACUAUUGGUCUUAGUUUAAUCCUUAGUGACAAAAGUUUAAUAAUUGGAAUUAGCUAACUUCGAUCAUUUAUAUUUAGACUCUAAUAGAAUUUGGCUGAAAUUCAAAAAUAAAGAGUAAGCAUUAAACAUGAAAUACCAAUAAUUAGAUUAUACUGUUCAUUUCACUGGUUAUUAAUGUCCAAAUUACGAAGAUUUAAAUGAAAAAGAGAAUUUAAAAAUUCCCUCAUCAUAAAAAAUAUUACUAAUUAUAAAAGGUCUUAUUGAUAACUGCUUUAAUAAUAUAAUACUAGCUAAAUCAAUAUAAAAGGCAGAUGUAAAGAAAAGUAUUAUUGAUCCAAUAUUGCAUGAAAUAAGUACCAAAAAAUUAGAUUAAUUGAUUAAAGAAAUCAAUUCUAUUUUAUAGAGAUAUGAAUAUAAGAAAGAAAAAUAAACUAUUUCAUUUGAUGAAUAGGUUACAUUAUUUGAUGAAAGGUUUGAGUUAGACCUAGAUUAUAAAAAAGACAUUAAAAAAAUAAUGGAAACGAAAAAAACUUCAGAAACGACAGCUAACCAUUAUUUUAUCGAAUAUUGUUUAUACUUAAAUCUUCCUUAAAUCGUUUAAGGGUUAGAAAAUUCAAAUUAAUUCUAAAGAAUAUAGUAUGAUGGUGUUAAGACUGUAGAGGUUUUUGAUUAAAUUUAGUCUAAAAUUUAAACAGAAAGAUAAAAUUACAUUGAACAAUUAGUUAAAAAUGAAAUUGAAAAAUAAAGCUAUCACUUUGUAUAAUUUUAUAGAUUUGACUUUGAUUUAGAAGAAAUGAAUAAGAUAAUAACAUCGUAGAUCAGCAAUCAUGCAAUAAUCAAAUAUUUUAACAAUACAUAUACAUAUAAUUUUAAAUAUACAGAAAAACCAUAUAUUGAUCUUUAAGAUACUCACAAAUCUAAUGUAAAUCAACUUUAAUAAGCAUUUGAAAAAUAGAUUUAAAAAGUAGUCCCUCUUAUUACAUAAGAAUGUUUUGACAUGAAAAUCUAACUUCUUAUUUUAGAGCUGAUAAAUGAAUUGGUUUGA
Paramecium octaurelia is the source of this 1279-nucleotide messenger RNA. The record is from the annotation of a GenBank genome assembly. NCBI's taxonomy places the organism in Eukaryota, Ciliophora, Oligohymenophorea, Peniculida, Parameciidae.